AUGGCCCCGGUGCAGCUGGAGAACCACCAGCUGAUCCCACCCGGAGGCGGCGGCGGGGGCCCCGCGUCUGCCCCGGCGCCCCCGCCGCCGGGAGCUGCCGUGGCGGCGGCAGCUGCGGCUGCAGCCAGCCCUGGCUACCGACUGAGCACGCUCAUCGAAUUUCUGCUGCACCGGGCCUACUCGGAGCUUAUGGUAUUGACGGACUUGCUGCCAAGGAAAUCUGAUGUGGAAAGGAAAAUAGAAAUUGUACAAUUUGCUAGCCGGACACGCCAACUCUUCGUUCGAUUAUUAGCUUUAGUAAAAUGGGCCAAUGAUGCUGGCAAAGUAGAAAAAUGUGCGAUGAUCUCAAGCUUUUUAGAUCAACAAGCUAUCUUAUUUGUGGACACUGCUGAUCGCUUGGCCUCAUUAGCUAGAGAUGCUCUGGUCCAUGCACGCUUGCCUAGUUUUGCCAUUCCAUAUGCCAUUGAUGUACUGACUACUGGCUCUUAUCCACGGCUCCCAACCUGCAUUAGGGAUAAAAUUAUUCCUCCAGACCCAAUUACCAAAAUUGAGAAACAAGCCACACUCCAUCAGCUCAAUCAGAUUCUUAGACAUAGGCUUGUAACCACAGAUCUUCCACCUCAGCUAGCAAAUCUCACAGUGGCAAAUGGCCGUGUGAAGUUUCGAGUUGAAGGAGAAUUUGAAGCCACCUUGACAGUGAUGGGAGAUGACCCUGAAGUUCCAUGGCGCCUUCUCAAGCUAGAAAUUCUAGUUGAGGAUAAGGAAACAGGAGAUGGGCGAGCUUUGGUUCAUAGUAUACAAAUCAACUUUAUCCAUCAACUGGUACAGUCUAGGCUCUUUGCUGAUGAGAAACCUCUUCAGGACAUGUACAACUGCCUACAUUCUUUCUGCUUAUCACUUCAAUUAGAAGUGUUACACUCCCAGACUCUAAUGUUAAUCCGAGAGAGGUGGGGAGACCUUGUACAGGUGGAAAGGUAUCAUGCUGGAAAGUGCCUGUCCCUUUCAGUUUGGAAUCAACAGGUUCUAGGGAGAAAAACAGGCACAGCGUCUGUUCACAAAGUUACAAUUAAAAUUGAUGAGAAUGAUGUCUCCAAGCCUUUACAGAUUUUCCAUGAUCCUCCUUUGCCAGCUUCUGAUUCCAAAUUAGUAGAAAGAGCCAUGAAGAUUGAGCACUUGUCAAUAGAAAAGCUCCUGAUUGACAGUGUUCAUGCAAGAGCCCAUCAGAAGCUCCAGGAGCUGAAGGCCAUUCUUCGAAGCUUCAACGCUAAUGAAAACUCUUCCAUAGAGACUGCACUUCCUGCUCUUGUUGUUCCCAUCUUGGAGCCCUGUGGUAAUUCAGAGUGUCUACACAUUUUUGUCGAUUUGCAUUCUGGAAUGUUCCAGUUGAUGCUUUAUGGACUUGAUCAGGCCACUCUGGAUGACAUGGAAAAAUCUGUGAAUGAAGACAUGAAACGGAUCAUUCCUUGGAUUCAGCAGCUUAAGUUUUGGCUUGGACAACAGCGUUGCAAACAAUCUAUAAAGCACCUCCCUACAAUAAGCAGUGAAACAUUGCAGCUUUCCAAUUACUCAACGCAUCCUAUUGGAAAUCUAUCUAAGAAUAAGCUGUUCAUUAAACUUACCCGUCUUCCACAGUACUACAUUGUUGUGGAGAUGCUGGAGGUUCCUAAUAAACCAACACAGCUGUCAUACAAGUACUAUUUCAUGUCUGUGAGCACUGUAGAUCGUGAGGAUACCCCUGUCAUGGCAGUGCUGCUACAGCAAUUCAAGGACAACAUCCAGGACUUAGUUCCCUGUACAAAAACUGGGAAACACACCAGAACUGGUACAAAGCACAAGUUGUCUGAUGAUCCAUGUCCAGUAGAAUCCAAGAAAACCAAACGAUCAGGAGAAAUGUGUGCCUUUAAUAAAGUUCUAGCUCACUUUGUUGCUAUGUGUGACACAAACAUGCCAUUUGUAGGACUUCGAUUGGAGCUGUCCAAUUUGGAGAUUCCGCAUCAAGGAGUGCAAGUGGAAGGUGAUGGCUUCAGCCAUGCAAUUCGCUUAUUAAAAAUCCCUCCCUGUAAGGGUGUAAAUGAGGAAACCCAAAAGGCCCUGGACCGCUCUCUUCUCGAUUGCACUUUCCGAUUACAAGGUAGAAAUAACCGCACGUGGGUUGCAGAGUUAGUGUUUGCAAAUUGUCCGCUCAAUGGCACUUCUACCAGGGAGCAAGGACCAUCCCGACAUGUUUACCUGACAUAUGAAAACCUGUUAUCUGAACCUGUUGGUGGUAGAAAAGUGGUUGAAAUGUUCCUUAAUGACUGGAACAGCAUUGCACGAUUAUAUGAAUGUGUGCUGGAGUUUGCACGCUCUCUUCCAGAUAUACCUGCUCAUCUGAAUAUUUUCUCAGAAGUUCGUGUUUAUAAUUACCGAAAACUUAUCUUGUGUUAUGGAGCCACCAAAGGAAGCUCAAUUAGUAUCCAGUGGAAUUCCAUCCAUCAGAAAUUUCAUAUUUCUUUGGGAACUGUUGGCCCAAACUCAGGUUGCAGUAACUGUCAUAAUACUAUUCUCCAUCAGCUUCAAGAAAUGUUCAACAAAACGCCAAAUGUGGUUCAGUUAUUACAGGUAUUGUUUGAUACUCAAGCACCAUUAAAUGCCAUCAACAAACUCCCCACUGUGCCAAUGUUAGGCUUAACCCAGAGAACCAACACUGCCUACCAGUGCUUCUCCAUUCUACCACAGUCAUCUACCCACAUCAGACUGGCCUUCAGGAACAUGUACUGCAUUGACAUAUACUGCCGCAGUAGAGGCGUUGUGGCAAUACGGGAUGGUGCCUAUAGUCUUUUCGAUAACAGCAAAUUAGUUGAAGGUUUCUAUCCUGCACCAGGAUUAAAGACAUUCCUGAAUAUGUUUGUGGACAGCAAUCAAGAUGCUCGAAGAAGGUCUGUAAAUGAGGAUGAUAAUCCCCCUUCUCCUAUAGGAGGUGAUAUGAUGGACUCUUUAAUAUCCCAGCUCCAGCCACCGCUUCAGCAGCAGCCAUUUCCAAAGCAGCCAGGGACAUCAGGCGCUUAUCCUCUUACUUCACCCCCUACUUCCUAUCAUAGCACAGUUAACCAGUCUCCUUCUAUGAUGCACACACAGUCUCCAGGAAAUCUGCAUGCUGCCAGCUCCCCCAGUGGGGCUCUGAGGGCCCCAUCACCAGCAUCAUUUGUUCCAACUCCUCCCCCAUCCUCGCAUGGAAUCUCAAUAGGACCAGGGGCCAGUUUUGCUAGUCCACAUGGAACUCUUGACCCUAGUUCCCCAUACACCAUGGUGUCACCAAGUGGAAGAGCAGGAAACUGGCCAGGGUCUCCUCAAGUGUCUGGACCCUCACCAGCCACCCGCUUGCCUGGAAUGUCACCUGCCAACCCAUCUCUACAUUCUCCGGUUCCAGAUGCUUCUCAUUCCCCUCGAGCUGGAACAAGCUCCCAAACAAUGCCAACAAACAUGCCUCCACCUCGCAAACUACCUCAGCGCUCCUGGGCUGCAUCUAUACCUACCAUCCUCACUCACAGUGCCUUGAACAUCUUAUUGCUCCCCUCUCCAACGCCAGGCCUCGUGCCUGGCCUGGCAGGCAGUUACCUUUGCUCCCCACUUGAAAGGUUCCUUGGAUCGGUCAUCAUGAGACGACACCUUCAGAGGAUCAUUCAACAAGAAACGCUGCAGCUGAUAAAUUCUAAUGAACCUGGAGUAAUCAUGUUUAAGACAGAUGCCUUGAAAUGCAGAGUAGCCCUUAGUCCCAAAACCAACCAGACCCUUCAGCUAAAAGUGACGCCUGAAAAUGCAGGCCAGUGGAAACCUGAUGAACUUCAAGUUUUGGAGAAAUUCUUCGAAACAAGAGUUGCAGGACCACCAUUUAAAGCCAAUACACUGAUAGCUUUCACCAAGCUGUUAGGAGCACCUACACACAUCCUCAGAGACUGUGUGCAUAUUAUGAAGCUGGAGCUGUUUCCUGACCAGGCAACACAGCUAAAAUGGAAUGUUCAGUUUUGUCUGACGAUCCCUCCCAGCGCACCACCGAUUGCACCUCCUGGGACGCCCGCUGUAGUGCUGAAAUCCAAAAUGCUCUUUUUUCUUCAACUAACUCAGAAAACAUCAGUCCCUCCCCAAGAACCUGUUAGUAUUAUAGUUCCAAUCAUUUAUGACAUGGCUUCAGGUACAACCCAGCAGGCAGACAUUCCCAGACAGCAGAACUCUUCUGUUGCUGCUCCCAUGAUGGUCAGCAACAUUCUGAAGAGGUUUGCAGAGAUGAAUCCACCACGACAAGGUGAAUGCACAAUAUUUGCAGCUGUUCGUGAUUUAAUGGCUAAUCUUACACUGCCCCCUGGUGGGCGUCCAUAGACACAAUUGUUUUUAAACCAGGAAGGCUGACAAAAUGAGACAACAAAACAAAACAAAACAAAAACAAAAACAAAAACAAAAAAAAGUCUGCAUUCAGCCUUCAGUUUAAAAAAAAAAAGGACUUUUUUAAAAUUUUAAGAGCUAAAUAUUCUAAACUGGCAAAAUUUUUCAGGGUGUACUUCUUUCAUCAAAAAGACCAUCAAUCUUUUGUAUAGUGGACUUGUAUAGUGUGUUGAAGUGGGACACAUUUCAAAUUAGGUAAUACAUUUGUGUCCUCUUGCCAGUAAUAGGUUUAAUAUUGUUUUAUACUAUAAAAUAAUGAAAAUGCCAAACUUGUUUAUUUAAUCGUUUUCUUAUGUUUUGGGGUGUAAUAGUCCUUUUUGACUUCUUUUGUUUUGCUUUUGAGGCAGGCCUAUCAUUUUUGAAUACUGUAAAACUGUGACACACUUUAUAUUGAAGCUGUAUUUUAAUAUGACCGCUUUGAAUCCUUACAUGAAGAUGUUUUGGGUGUUGUUAAUAAACACAUCCAAAAGAAGCAAUAUAUGAUAAAACUAGGAUAAUAAAGUGACACUCAUUUGUGUGUAUAAGCUCUCUAGAGUUCUUAGGGCCUCCCCUCCAUCUUUAAUUUGGUGAGGCCAGUCAUGUCUUAAUUAUGUAUGUCUGAAAUUUGACCAAAAACAUUUUGGUUUCAAAAUUAAUUUAGUUCUUCAGACAUUCCUAACUUGACUGGUGAUAACAUUUAGCACCUCGGUUGUUCUUCAGUAUAGGAUUUGGAUAAAAUGAAAGAACUUAGGCUUUGAGAACAGACCGUGAUUUAUAAUGAUCAAGGAUCCCAAAUAAUGUAAUUGCCCUCAUCUGUUGAGGAUAUGGGACCCAUUGUGCUAGGAAGUUGUCUCUUAUAGGAUACUUCUGCAUACAGCAUUAAAUAGGAAGCCAAGGACUUUAAUGCUCUAACUUGUAUGAAGUUUCUGAGAUAUUACUUUAUUUAACUUAUUGCCUUCCCCAGCAAAAAUUGGGGUUUUUCUAAUCCCAAUUUAUUCCAUUGUCAAUAAAAUGAUAGGAUGUUUUGUUGGAAGAAACCUGGUCCAGUAAUUUUAAGAGUCCACAAGUUAGGGCCUCUCCCAGGGUCCAGUGGAAUUUCUUGUGCUGGUACAUCUCAACAGGAUUUUCUCCUAGAGUGCUGUACUCUGUAUCAGCCAGUCAGGGACUUUUUAAGCUUCAAAAACUAUGAUCAAAUUCAAGGGUCUUUUGAUGUAUCGAUAUUAUUUGUAAAAGGUCUUAAAAUGAUAAUAUGCCAGUCACUGUAAAGCUGUUCCUCCAUUAAAUUUUAGAUGCUUUAAUUCCAUUUUAAUGUGACUAAUCGAGCUUCUACAACUCCCAAAUUCUAGUUUUGAGCAUCUCACCACAACCAUAUUAUGCUUUCUCAACUGUGCUUGACUCGCCAUUCAUUUCCAGUCAGAGUUGAGACCUUCUGUCUUCUGUGUCUUAUUUCUGCCCUCAUCUCCUGCUUCUCACCCAACUCUGCUGCUCUUCCAGAGUAGGUGACUAAACUUUUAUUCUUCCUUUAACUUACCUUUUAUCCUUCUGUUUUCAGUUCUCUUUACAGUGGUAAUCACAUGGGUUUGGCAAUCUAAGAUGUCUUUAUCAAGGGUCAGCCCUUUUCUGUUUGGAGCUGAAUCCUUUCAUGUAGAAAUCUACAUGUAUAUACAAGAAAUGUAUUUUUAUCUGCAGGAUGAUAUUGUUUCAAAUAAUUUUAUUAAUAGAAUUAACUUUCCAGGUAUUUUCCCUUUCAAGUGUGAUUUUGAAAUGUUAACUGCAUUUUUACACCAUAUGAUGCAUUCAAGAAACUUUCGUAAUUAUAACUUACCUUUGAAUGCAUUGUGCACAUCAAGAUAAGAUUCAGUGAACAGAAUUUGAUUUUGAUGCUUAUUAAGAGUAAACUAAUGAAUUUGAAUUUUGAUAUCAUGCUUGGUACUUGGAAUUGGUAUAUACUUUAUUAAAGCUUGGAAAUUCGUAGCAUUUGAAUGGUAACUUUCAUCACCAACCAUGUCUUUUGCCUCUUUUGUUACCCAGGUUCAAUCAAAGAGACUGGAUGCUAUAGUGGUUUUCUCUAGUAGGUGAUUUGGAACUUAAUUUUAAGGUGUUUUCAAUGUGAUUUUAGUAUUUACAGUAAUAAAUAAAAUUUAUACAAGUUUCAGAGAA
This is a messenger RNA of Jaculus jaculus (lesser Egyptian jerboa), 6558 nucleotides long. It is a transcript of the gene Med14, whose product is annotated as mediator complex subunit 14. Lineage: Eukaryota; Metazoa; Chordata; Mammalia; Rodentia; Dipodidae. Bases 1 to 4356 code for a protein of 1451 amino acids. Gene Ontology annotation, biological process: regulation of transcription by RNA polymerase II. Gene Ontology annotation, cellular component: core mediator complex; mediator complex. Gene Ontology annotation, molecular function: transcription coregulator activity. The record is from RefSeq and is a predicted model, not a curated record. The transcript has 31 exons.